AAAUGGCGCUGCCCAUGUCGACGAGGAGCGUACGAUUAGUUAAUAGGUGAUAUGUGUUAACAGUCGCAUAACAGCCAUGGUUCGGGUAUUCGACUGCCACAGUUUCAAGUCAAAGAAAGUCAUUCCCAUCCAGGAUGAACCACUGGCGAUAUGUGCAGACGAGAAGCACGUUUUCGUGGCGACGAGACGAUGCACUGUUGUUGUUUUCGCAAUAACGGAAGAGGGCUGCCGGGAGACGAGGCGUUUUGAGACCGUGUCCUUGGUGGAACAGCUGCUCUACAACCCCGCCAAAAACUAUUUAAUCACAGUCGAGUUCAAGAAAUCUUGGAAGAAUUUAACCAAAUAUAUCCGUGUCUAUUUAAACUGGGAUUGUGAAAUUCCUCAAGGUUCUAAAAUCAAAACUAAAGUACGCAUUGCUGGCAAAUCCCACUCAUCCCUCAUCUCUUCCACUCAGAACUAUCUGGAUGUGGUGGAAAUUCCAGUAGAUCGGAAAAUUGCUGACAUAUCAGUGUGUUCACAAACAGGGAACUUUGCUGUGGCAAUAGAUCGAGAAGUCAAGGUUUUCCACCUAGUGGACAAGACUGUGCCAAGCUCGGGAAAAACUUAUCGAGAUGUGGAGAUCUUUCUGGAGCUUUGCUGGAAUUUCAAGCUGGUGACUCUGUCAUUGUGCGAGGAUUAUGUCGUGUGUUUGUCACAGAAUGAGUUUCAGGCUGUUAGACUGGAGUACACUGAUUCAGAUUCAGAGUCGUCUCGUCUUAGCCAAAUAAAGUUAGAGAGAAGGAGGUCAGAGGACAGAGAUGGUCAAGGUCAUGUUUAUCGCACCACCCCUUCACCAGGCUCAUCAUACCACACCCAAAGUCGCCUCUCUUCAUUGGCUGACGUAGAUGAGAUAUUUGAAAGUGAUCCACCAAUCAUCAAUCAGAUUGAGUACUCAUCCAUUGGUCAGAACAGAUCAACCAAUCACAGCCCCAACAUUCACGACACGUCCGACCUGUCCAGCAGCUAUUCCUCCUCUACCAGGAUCUCAGACGAUGACUAUUUCCAGGCAUGGAGGUUUGACGGGGAGGACUCUGAGACAGGCGAGAUAUCUAUUCAUCUACCAGGCCUCCAGGGAACCUCCAAGUCUCUCGGCCACAAAUCAUCACCACCUGUAUUACAGGACCUUAGAGGUGGCCCGCUUCAAGUCCUCGGGAGGAGUGAAGGCCAUCACACUGCUACACUUCAGCGAUGCUGGGAUGCGAGAGGACUGGCAACAAGUCUCUGUUAUUCCUGCAUACCUGCCAGGUAUAUCCAGGAAGGUGGAGUCUGGGAGUACCUCUUCACCUGUCAUGUCUCCUCGGUAUCGCAAUAUGGCGUCUGUGUGCUGCUUUGUCAGUGGGGGUCGGGGAGGGUGCCUGUACUCUCUCUACCCUCGGGUAAAACUCAUCAACUGCUACAGAUACACAACAAGUGCUGUCAAGAGAUAGGUAGAUCUAGGACCAGUGCUGUCAAGAUUAUCCCCUGCAAUGGCCUGCUACAUGUUGCCACGAAGACGGGCGUGGAGACGUACACGGCCCGGGACAGCACCGUAGCCAUCCACCAGACAGAGGAGUACGACUUCAUCACCAAGGCAUCUCCUCCCACUGAACUUGACGUCUGCCUCAUCGGGAUCCAGCCAUUCAUCGGCACCAGAGAUAUCACUGUGACUAACGACCACCUGAUCCUACUGACUAAGGUAGAGGACCCCCACAGUGAGGACAUGAUGUGGAGCCUGUACGCCCUGCAGAUGUGUCCUGCUGUGGAUCUGUACCGAGACAUGGUGAGUUUUGGCUGCAAGGUGAUGGAGACGGGUCCGUCCAGCUACGCCCACAUGCUGCAGGAGGCGCACCUCCAUGUGAAGAGGGCGAUGAUGUUCACCAGCAGCCCUGAUGCCCUUGUGGAGGAGAACAUCCUGGAAUCUGCUGCCUUGCUGGGAGAGUACUACUCACUACCCAAUGAGGAAGACUGGCGUUUGUGUUUGCCAUACUACGUCAUGUCCCACUUAAGUCUGGAUGACAUCAUCAGGCAGGCUGUCCAACACAAGCAACACAAGAAACAGGGUUCUCACUUCACGUACGGCAAGGGGCUCCUCUACUACCUCAACUACAUCCUGUUCCUGGACGACGACCCCGUGGCCAUCAAGGAGAGCUGUGGCAAUGAGGUGUUGCACAUCUACCACGAGACGGAGCCGGAGCGACUCUCCCACAUCCUGCUCAUCUCCCGACUACACACAUUCAGCCCAGAAACUGCGAUGGACUUGUUAAAGAAAUGGAUGGGCCAUAACAGACAAAGGGAAGAAAAUGCAAGUGACUUUGACCUCCUGGCCCUGGUGAAAGUGAACCUGAGUUUGGUGGAACCCGAGACAGCUCGUACAGCUCUCAUGGCGAUCCCGGAGAAAAGCUUGAUUUUAAUAUGUGGGGUCCACCCAAAUCUGGUUCACAAGGACUUUACAGAGUUCACUCCCCUUGCUCAGUUGAUGCGACAACAUCGUCCAAAUACAUUCCUUCACCUGCUGGUCGAGUUGUUUGACAGAGGUGUAUUGACACUGGACACCAGCCUCAAACUGCUUCAGAAUAAUGAAGGCAAGGAUAUGUCCACCAAUACCCACAUCAGGGACUACCUGGAGAUCCUUGUUACAGAUUGGAAGAGGAAGUAUAUCUUUGAAGAUGCUGUGAGCCUGUUGUGCUAAAUGUACAUCAAGCGUACCAUCAGCAAGAUACUACCUUCCUCACGACAACUUCUCCUAUCCUCACCACCAAGUGGUGGCCACUUCACUGGGAGAUUCGUGUGGCUUGACUACCUUCCUCCGUUCACUGGACCCACGUCUAUAAGUCGGCCUUGUCAGCACAUCACCAUCCCCAGUGGCAGUGGCGGCAAGCAGCGGUCACCGUCAGCAUCCAUCCCGGUCAAAGUUGUCAACAGGGCUGAAUCCUUGGACGAUAAAUGCCCCUGUUGUUUCUGCAAUGAGGAUUUACUCAAGUUACAGUCACUCCUGUGCAGUGAGGAACUGACAGAGGAUCUGUGUCGAAGUGUGACUCACCAGAUCCAGAACGAGGCUGAGCUUGCUGGCUGGCAUUCAAUAUGGCUGCUGUGUGUUCGUCUGCUUGACUGGAAGCAGGCCACGGAGUUCAUCAUUGACAGAUACCCUGGAGUGGUGCCCAAGUUCAUGUCAUCCGCAUAUGGGAUGGAUCCAGAGAGGUGGCAGUACGGGAUGCGGUGUCUGGAGGCGGUGAUGAAAGAGCUGCCCUCAUCCACUUCAGGAGAAGAGCUGUACGUCCAAGCAUACCGAGGCAUCCUGAAGGAUUUAUCAGAGUUACUUCCCCCUGACCACUUCCUCAGCUUGUUGCCAGCAGAUGGCAGUUUUACGUUCAUGUUGCCAUACAUCACACAGUGCUUCCGGCACCAAUGUGCCAAGAUUCUCAAGAACGACAUCAUGGACAAGGGCCGCAAGAUGGUCACUCAUCACUGACCGCUGUUUAUCAUCAUGACUUGAUCGGCAUGUAGCUCACAUUCCAUGGGAGACGGGGCGAUGGGGUAGCCUCUCCAUGGGAGACAAUCCAGAACCUGAUAAUACUACAAACUGUAGAUGGCGCUGACAUACUACAUAAAGAAUCUAAACACUUCAAGAUAUGUCAGUAAUCUGCACAACCAAUCAUGCAUAUUUCUAUGCAUUUGUUCCAAAGUCUGUGCUGAUGAUAAUUAUUACAGCUAUAGGACAAAUCCUGCAUUGUUUGAAAAUCUGAGAUCAUUCUAGUGAAGAAGUUCAGCAAUAUCAAAACUGUACAAAUAUUUUCCAGUCAAUGAUUCCGAAAAUACAACACAUGAAAUACAAGCCAACGUACCUUGGUAAACAAAAUGAGGGAUGCUUGGUUCUUUUGUCAAGAUGCCAUGUUUCUAAAACAAUUUGGCUUCAUUUCUUGAACACCCUGAUUCAGUCGAUUUGAACUAUGGGGUAUAGCUGCCAUGGUGCUGACAUACCACAGGGUAUGUAUGUCUACAGCACUGUUAUAGUGUUGCCAUGGUUUUCAGAGAUGUAACAUUUGGAGUAAA
Molecule: messenger RNA, 4068 nt
Organism: Haliotis rubra (blacklip abalone)
Lineage: Eukaryota; Metazoa; Mollusca; Gastropoda; Lepetellida; Haliotidae
Product: Hermansky-Pudlak syndrome 3 protein homolog
Exons: 25
Biological process (GO): organelle organization
Cellular component (GO): cytoplasm
Source: RefSeq, a predicted model, not a curated record